CUCUCAGCCAAGAGAAAGAUUCGUUGGUUUGAGAGUUACCUGGGGCUGCUUUUCCAGAGUUUUGGUUCAUUGCUUUAGCCUUAAGCAGCAGAUGGAUAAACUGCGGCAAAGAGGUUAAGUGAUCUGUCCGAGGCCACAGAGGGUGUCAGCAUCAGAGCCAGGAGUAGAAUUAAGGAAUUCUUACCACCUCGUCAUAUGCAUAGACUACUAGACUACACUGCUCUAACUGCUACAGCGAAGUGGGACACCCCUUUGGCAAUCUGUCAGUGCCACGCUGAGCUGCAUCCAUUCACUGGGUAUUUUCUAACCAGACUGACAGUCCUUAAAACAAGUAUGCAGUUCAGCUGCUAAGGGAUGGAGGAAGCUAGUUUGUGCCUUGGUGUUUCUUCAGCUGUAUCAGAAGCUGAUGCCCAUCUCAACAGUACCAUACUUAAUGGCCAGUAUUCAAUGAGCCAGAAGCUGCAUCAGAUAACGUCGCAGCUCAGUCAUGCCUUUCCAGAGCUUCAAAACAGGCAGAAUACUGAGGAGAAGGCAUCAGCACCACUAGAAGAGAAAAGUCACGUGGCUAUAGCAAAUCAGCCAAUCAGCAGUCAGAUGGCACUGUUAGCAAAUCAGCUCAGUAGAGAAGUUGACACCAGUUUGAAUGGAAGAGUGGAUCUGCAACAAUUUUUAAAUGGACAAAACCUUGGGAUCAUGUCUCAGAUGAGUGAUAUCGAGGAUGAUGCCAGGAAGAACAGAAAGUACCCAUGUCCCCUCUGUGGGAAACGCUUUCGGUUUAAUAGCAUCCUAUCGCUCCACAUGCGCACUCACACUGGAGAGAAACCAUUUAAGUGUCCGUACUGUGACCAUAGAGCAGCUCAGAAAGGCAACCUGAAGAUUCACCUACGUACUCACAAACUUGGAAACCUUGGCAAAGGCCGUGGAAGAGUCCGAGAAGAAAACCGGCUUUUACACGAGCUGGAGGAGAGGGCAAUUCUGCGAGACAAGCAGAUGAAAAGCAGCCUUUUGCAGCCACGACCUGAUGUGAAAGCACAGCAGCAUUCGCAGCCAACACCUCUGGCAAACUGUAAUUUGUCUGUGCCAGCUAAUCACAGCACACCUGAUAUUUCGAACCCCGUCCCCUCUCCAAAGCCUGUGAGUGUCCAGGAAGAAGUAGUAGCUCAGACUGCUGGGUUCAGAUGCACAUUUUGCAAAGGAAAGUUUAAGAAGCGGGAAGAGCUGGACAGACACAUAAGGAUCCUGCACAAGCCUUACAAGUGUACUCUGUGUGACUUUGCUGCCUCCCAGGAGGAGGAGCUGAUUAGUCACGUGGAGAAAGCUCACAUAACUGCAGAGUCCGCUCAAGGCCAGGGAUCCAAUGGGAAUGGAGAACAAUCUACCAAUGAGUUUCGCUGUGAGGUGUGUGGCCAAGUAUUUAGCCAAGCCUGGUUCCUGAAAGGCCACAUGAGAAAGCACAAAGAUUCCUUUGAGCACUGCUGUCAGAUUUGUGGGAGGCGCUUCAAAGAGCCUUGGUUUCUUAAAAAUCACAUGAAAGUCCAUCUGAAUAAAUUAUCUGUAAAGAACAAAUCUCCUAAUGAUCCAGAAGUACCUGUAUCCAUCAGCAGUAUGUCACAGGAAGCUCAUGCAAACUUGUAUUCACGAUAUCUAUCAUGUUUGCAAAGUGGCUUUCUUCCUCCAGACAAAGCAAGUUUAAGUGAACAAAAUCAGAUUUAUAACAAAGGAGAUUUGCCCAUGAAAGAGAAAGAAGUUCUGGGGAAACUCCUUUCACCCAUUUCUGGCAUUGGCCACAGUAUUGCUGAAGGGGAUAAACAUUCUUUAUUGGGCUGUCUCAAUCUGGUGCCUCCUCUGAAAUCCAGCUGUAUAGAAAGGUUACAGGCUGCUGCCAAGGCUGCAGAGAUGGAUCCAGUAAACAGCUAUCAAGCCUGGCAGCUUAUGGCAAGGGGAAUGGCCAUGGAACAUGGCUUUUUGUCUAAAGAGCAGCAGAUACAGCGCAGCCAUGAAGACACUUUGGCAAAUGCUGGAGUUAUGUUUGAUAAGGAGAAGCGGGAGUAUGUGUUAGUAGGAGCAGAUGGCUCUAAGCAGAAAAUGCCUGCUGAUUUGGUUCACAGCACUAAAAUGGGCAAUCAGAGAGACUUGCCAAACAAACUAGACCCUUUAGAAGGCAGUCGAGAUUUUUUGUCACAUGGUAUGAACCAGGGACUUGAUUAUAACAUGCAAAGUCAUGGAAAUGUGAAAGAAAAGCCAACUGAGUGUCCUGACUGUGGAAGGGUUUUUAGAACAUACCACCAAGUUGUUGUUCACUCCAGGGUACACAAGAGAGACAGAAAAGCAGAAGAAGAGAUAAUUCAAAGUAACCUCGAUGAGCGACGUGGGUCUGGAAGUGAUCAAGAGUCUCAGUCUGUCAGCAGGUCGACAACACCAGGGUCCUCUAACAUUACUGAAGAAAGUGGAGUAGGUGGGGGUCUCUCACAGACAGGAAGUGCACAGGAGGACAGUCCACAUCCUUCCUCACCUUCCUCUUCAGACAUCGGAGAAGAAGCUGGGAGAUCUGUAGGAAUCCAGCAGCCAGCUUUACUGAGAGACAGGAGCCUUGGUUCUGCCAUGAAAGACUGUCCAUAUUGUGGAAAAACAUUCAGAACGUCACACCACUUAAAAGUUCAUUUGAGAAUACAUACAGGUGAGAAACCUUACAAGUGUCCACAUUGUGACUAUGCAGGCACUCAGUCUGCAUCCCUCAAAUACCACUUGGAACGGCACCAUAGGGAGCGACAGAAUGGAGCUGGACCUCUCCCUGGGCAGUCUCAAAGUCAGGAACACAAGGACGAAACAUCAAGUAAAGGAUCUCUGUUUAUUAGACCUGACAUACUGAGAGGAGCCUUCAAGGGUCUUCCUGGUAUUGAUUUCCGAAGUGGCAUGAUCUCUCAGCAGUGGACAUCAGGAAUGCUUUCUUCUGGAGAUCAACAAGGACAAGCAGCUGGCAUGUCUUCUGAGGUAUCUUCAGAGAAUAUGAAGGGUUCUGACAUAUCUUCCAAAGGAACACACUUUUCUGAACUUGGCCGAGCAUAUCAGAGCAUGGUUGGAAAUGGUGUGAACUUCCAAGGAUCUUUGCAAGCUUUCAUGGACAGCUUUGUCUUAACUUCCUUAAAGAAAGAAAAAGAAAUGAAGGAUAAAGCAUUAUCUGAUUCACUUUCCAUAAAAACUCUGGGCUCAGAGAGCGGUGAGGAUAAAAUAAAUACCAAGUCCUCACAAAGAAAAACAGAAAAAUCACAGUAUGAACCUCUUGACUUAUCUGUGAGGCCAGAUGCUGCCUCACUUCCAGGUUCAUCUGUUACAGUUCAAGACAAUAUUGCUUGGCAUGGCUGCUUAUUUUGUUCCUUUACAACAUCAUCUAUGGAAUUAAUGGCUCUGCAUCUCCAAGCCAAUCACUUAGGCAAAGCUAAACGUAAAGAUAAUAUUUUAGGAAACAGCAAAGAUCAAUCUCGGGAGGCUUCAGCUUCAGCAAACAAAGUCAGUUUGGUCUCCUCUUCAGUGCAGCCCAGCAAAGAGGCAAUAGUUUCAAAUUUGAUUAGCCAGCUGGACUCAGCUUCUGAGAAAAUGACCCAAGGACAAAAUAAAGAGAUGCUGGGAGAACAAAAGAAUGCUGCCUGGCCCAGCCAUAUGGAUUCCACUUUUUGUAAUUUUACAACAGACUUCUACAAGCAGUUUGGUGUUUAUCCUGGUGUUAUUGGCACAGGAGCACAAAAUUCUUGCACCAGUAACAAACCCGAAGUGAAAACACAAUCUGAAGAUGACCCAAAUAUUUUGCUCUCUGACUCUGUAAAUAAAAGUGCUACUGAUGACCUGUCUGACAUAGCUUCAUCUGAGGAUAUGGAAUCCUCCAAGGAAGAAAACAUUGAAGAUGAGGACAUUGAAACAGAACCAGAUAUUAUGAACAAGCACUUAUCUGCCCUAAAUAAAGAAAGCAGUGAAGGAGGUGACAAUAUACAAAGCGCAGUCACCUCACAACCACCCCAAGGACUAAUAUCACGGUUGCCACAAACAGAAAAGCAGUGGCACAGCCAGAAUCUUCUCUCCUCCCAUGAAACUGCACAAGGUGUGAUGAAACCUGAACAAGUACAGGCUCCACAGGUCCUUGAGAAGCAGAUGAACAUGUUGUCAGUCCUAAGAGCUUAUAGCUCUGAUGGCUUAGCAGCCUUUAAUGGACUUGCAAGUAGCACAGCAAGCAGUGGAUGUAUCAAGAGACCUGACUUGUGUGGUCACAGGCCUUUCCAGUGCAGAUACUGCCCAUACAGUGCCUCUCAGAAGGGAAAUCUGAAGACCCAUGUUCUUUGUGUCCAUCGCAUGCCUUUUGACAACAGCCAGUAUCCAGAUCGCAGGUUCAAGCGCUCCAGAGUUGACUCCGAGGCUUCUGGGAAUUUAGAGGAACCUGCAGCUGUCAAACCUGGGAGCUCAGCAGAGCUAACAGAGGAGGGCAGCCAGGCCCAAGAGUAAUG
This is a messenger RNA of Mauremys mutica (yellowpond turtle), 4493 nucleotides long. RefSeq names its product zinc finger protein 536 (gene ZNF536). The record is from RefSeq and is a predicted model, not a curated record. Gene Ontology annotation, biological process: regulation of DNA-templated transcription. NCBI's taxonomy places the organism in Eukaryota, Metazoa, Chordata, Testudines, Geoemydidae. The transcript is spliced from 8 exons. Gene Ontology annotation, molecular function: RNA polymerase II cis-regulatory region sequence-specific DNA binding; DNA-binding transcription factor activity, RNA polymerase II-specific. Bases 355 to 4491 code for a protein of 1378 amino acids. Gene Ontology annotation, cellular component: nucleus.